GCGCAGCACAGGUAAAAUGAGAAAGGUCCAUUAUCAAUCGGGAUAGUUUUGUUCGAUCUGUUCAAUCCGCUCGGUCUCUGUUCUGGAGCAUUUCGAGUGUUCGACCACAACCGACUCACAUUGACAAAUGACAUUUUCUAAAUUUGUCGAAUGCUCACUUCGUCAUUAAUCGACCAUUUUGUUUUUGAACUUUCGAAGGGAAGGCGAGGAAGGCAAAAGGGUGCGUCCUUUUGAAAUUUUUGCAUAAAAUUCAUAUUUUAUAUUCUUUAUUCGCGAUAAAUUAAUAACUGAACUUAUCAGAAAUGAAGAGAGAACAUAACAAUGACAAUGGCUUAGAGCCUGAGCAAUUGAGAAAAUUGUUCAUUGGAGGGCUCGAUUUUCGCACCACAGACGAUUCCCUGAAAAAACAUUUUGAACAAUGGGGCGACAUUGUGGACGUUGUUGUCAUGAAAGAUCCCAUUACCAAAAGGAGCAGGGGAUUUGGUUUUAUCACUUACUCGAAAGCGCAUAUGGUUGAUGAUGCCCAAAAUGCCAGGCCGCAUAGGGUUGAUGGUCGUGUUGUUGAGCCAAAACGGGCGGUGCCGCGUCAAGAGAUUGGACGUCCUGAGUCUGGUGCAACUGUUAAGAAACUAUUUGUUGCCGGAAUAAAAGAUGACAUUGAAGAAGAAGACCUAAGGGAUUACUUUAAGACAUUCGGCAACAUCUUGACUUGCUCUGUUGUCGUAGACAAAGAGACCAAAAAGAAGCGAGGUUUUGCCUUUGUUGAAUUUGAAGAUUAUGAUUCAGUUGAUAAGAUUGUUUUGCACAGAGGUCACACUAUCAAAGGCAAACCAGUUGAUGUGAAAAAAGCCUUGCACAGAAAUGACAUUCAGCAAGGAGGAGGAGGAGGAGGAGCACCUAUGGGAGGAAGUCCGAUGGGUGGACGUGGGGGACGUGGAGGUGGCGGACGUUCAGGAGGGCGUUCAGGAAACAUGCAAGGAGGGGGCAAUUAUGGUCACGGGGGCGGUAACUAUGGAGGUCAGCAACCAGCUCCUUGGGGAGGCCAUCAACAAAACAACUGGGGUGGGAAUCAAGGUAAUGAAUGGGGUGGAAAUCAAGGGGGACAAACUGUCCCAUGGAACAGCAACUCAGGAGGCAGCGGUGGUUGGGAGCAACCUCAACAAUCUUGGGGUGGCCAACAGCAACAACAAGGGUAUAGUCAAGGACCACCACAAGGAGGAUAUAACACUAGUGGAUGGGGUGGACAAAAUGUGCAACCUUCUGGGCCUCCUCAAGGAAAUAGCUUUGGUAAUAAUUACCAACAAGGUUACGCUGGUGGCGCUGUGAGGAAUAACUAUCAACAGCAAAGGACUGCUCCUUACAAUUCUGGUGGCUACGGUAGUGGUGGAUACCAACAAGGUCAGGCAGUUGGUAGCACUGGCAACAGAAGAUAUUAAAUUUCUAAUGUAAGUUUAUUUCUCCCGCAUCAAUCCGUUUUCACAAAUACGUAUCGUGCCAGCCAUUCUAUAAAUAAUUUGGACAAUUUUUAAUAUUUUGCUGCACUGAAAAGUAAUUCAAUUUGUGAAAAAAAGUAAUUUUCUGAGCUUUCAUUGAUCAAAUUUUGAUAUUAAAAGUUGUCUACAUUUAUUUGAUCCUAUUCUUAUUUUAUUAUAAAUGGCUAAAUCAAAAGGACAAACUUAAUACUUUUUUUGAAGGGAGAUUAGUUUUUAAGUAAUUUAUCAUUGGACAAGUUUUAGGUUAUAGUUUUGUGUCGAUUUCUGCAAAUGUGUUAGUAAUAGGUUCAUGUCAUGAUUUUAAUGUGCAACUUUUGUAAUACAUACUAAUUAAAGGACUUAAUAAAAAUACAAACUAAAAG
Messenger RNA from Ceutorhynchus assimilis (cabbage seed weevil), 1855 nucleotides. The record is from the annotation of a GenBank genome assembly. Lineage: Eukaryota; Metazoa; Arthropoda; Insecta; Coleoptera; Curculionidae.